UUGCAAGUCAAUCCAAGUCAGUAAGGUAAUGCCGUAUUACGACUUACAAGCUUACAAGUAUGAUAUUGGUGUGAUCAUAGAAUAAGUAUGAUGCCAGGCGUUUCAAGCGUAGCAGCUUCAAGCAAUCUGCCUGGUAUUCCGUGGCCCCGUAAUAGUUCUGAAUUAUUCCUAUCGUCUACAAUGGCUUCUAUAAUACCAGAAAUACGUAUCUAUUCUCCCUCUGACAAAGGCGAUGACACUUCUGAUUCUGACCGCAGCAGAAUAACUGGGGAUGCAAGUGAUCGUAAGAGUGCUAUGCUGUUCCGUGGUUCUCGCGAAGUGUUUUCAGGAGACAGUUCAAACAUGGUGCCCUGGCUAAAUACAUUUAACAUGCGCCCGUAUAAUCUGUCAUGCUUGCCGUCUACCAUGACCUAUCGUCCGUCCUGUCGGUCGCAGUCUGUGGCCAUCAGUCGUGCAAAGCUUGGAUGCAUCACAAGUUCUGCGAAAUCGCUUGAUGUACUACGGCAGAAUUUGCAGAGGAGCAUUAACCGCGAAAUAGACGAAAUAUUACAGCGGUAUUUGGAAAAGUUCUUCAAGCCUGGUCUGGAGAACGUGCGCAUCAACAACGGCGAGCACUCCAUAUCGGAGCAGCACAUACAAGCCGUGUGCCGACAGAUCUUAGAAGAAGCCAAGAAAAUGUACCACGGCAGUUAUACAAGAGGCAACAGCCCAACUUCAGACUACAACAUUGACUCAGGCCGCAACAGUCCAUCAGACCUAAAAUUAGGUCGGUUUUUUGGCAAGCAUGCGGUGACGGGUCGCAAGCGACGCGACAACUCUGACUCUGACUCCGAAGCGAGCUUGCAACUGGUGAAAAAGAAGAAAGGGCGGCCACCGCUGCACCAGAGCGGAGUACUGUCGGGUCGGUCGACGCCGUGCAAGCUGAAGGCUGAUGCGGUGAAGCGGGAAGGGCCCAAGUGGGAUCCGGCGCGGCUUCAGCCGAGCUCACAGUUUAUCAUGGGUGCCAAGGCGAACAAGGCGCUGGGUUUGGGUGCCACGCGCGGUCGUCUCUACAUUAAGCACCCGGAGGUGUUCAAGUAUUCCGGCGACCAGGAGGACAAGCAGUGGCUGUACGAGCACAACCAGAUGCCGGCCACGGGCGGCAAGGCCUACAUGCUGCUCGUCGAGGACAUCCGCGAGUUGGCCGAGACUGACGAAUACCGCGGUAGCCCGGGACUCAUGCUGGACGAAAUCGUGGGCUUCUCUGUGCCCGAGAGCAUGCUGGCCAAGAUGCAGGCCGCCAUGCUCGCCAUGCGGACCGACCUGCCGGCCGGGACCCGCCGCCGCGGGGCACGGCCCAGCGGCGACCCACGGCAUGACGACGGCUCGGCUUCGCCCGCCGAAGAGCCUCUGGGCACGUCGCCGUUCGGUCAGGGCUUCGAAGACGUCUCGCCGGCUGCCUCGGACGUGAGCGCCACGUUGGAGCCGCCCCUGACUGCGCCCUUCGAGCUGGUCCUGAGCCCCUGAGUGUCGCGCACAACUGUUGCUGUGAUUGCUUCUGCAGUGAAUGUCUGCUGGGCUGCAUAGAAGCAGUGUGUACGGUGGUCUAGGAAAUUUCUCGUUGUAAAACGCUAGCCAGUGGGCCUGUCGUGCACCUGGAAGCAUGUGACUGUAGUGUAUGGUCAGGUAGCAGAUGUGGAGCUUUUGCACACUUCAUGUGUUAAGCAGAAUUGUUGAGUAAUAGCAACACUUAUAUCAACACUUCAGUGAGAUGCAGUUUGCUUACACACUCGCUUGUUGCAUUUUAAGCUGUGGAGCACCAGUGAAAUCCUGAUACCACUGAUGAUUAGAAAAGCAAUCUGUGUUUUCAUAGUCAUAUUUUUGUAAAGCAGAAGUGUGAAUAAGUGGUAUGUUAUUCAGAUGUUGACUGUGAACAUCAGCGCAGUUGUUAAGCCAAUCCGUAAAUGGUCACUGUGGGAGCAGGAAACACAAACUUCACUGAGGGAAAUUGAAUGGCUCGAGAUCUCAACCAGGCAAGAUUGCACGCAAAGCGUGCACAGUUGGCACAUGGCACUUCACUGACAACUUGCCUGCGUUUUAUGAAAGGAAUCACCAUGUCAGAUGCAGUAGGCUUCAUUGUGCAAAGUUCAUGGAAACUAUUUGUUGUUGAGCUAGAGUUACUUCCAGAAUUGUUUAUUUAAAAGAAAAAACAACAACCUCAUGACCACAUCCAUGGUAUUGUCCAUUUCAGCAUUGCACAACCCUCUUCUGCUAUAGCCAUUCCCAUCUGCUAUUUUUACCAAAAGUACUUUUACUAGCACAGCAGAAGUCUUCUGAUGCAAGAAUUCACUUCAAGUGUAAGAGCAACUUAUGGCGCGUACUAUGUUCUCUUAAGCCGUAAUGGUAAGCUUAGCUGGGCAUGGAAUGCCACAUGCAAAAUUAUGUGCAUAGCAAUUUUGCUUGUCACUGAAAAUUUUGUCCCAAAGUAUUGCAAGUUCUCUUCAGGUUCACAAUGCCUGAAUGCAUUAAGUGUGGGUCGCCAAUAUAUUGCUGAAGCUUUGUGCAAGAACUUGUGGCUCUUAAGGUGCGGUGCCUGCAUUUGUCUGAAGAUGCAUAUAUGAAUAAGUACAUGAUGCGUUAAAGCUUUGGUGAGUGAAAUACAUUAGGCGGUGACAAAAGUUUCUAUGCAUAAUCACUGAAGAGAACAUCCGAGCAGAGAAAUUUUCUUGCAGUUUGUUCACACUCCUAUCACAUGCCUUGUAUCAGUCAUGAGUGGAGAACAUCUCGCUUCUGUGUGUCAUUAGUGACCUUUUGUUACAGAAGGGCACUUGACCUCUCACAUUGGAAAAAUUUUGGUAGCAAGCCAAUAAUGGACACUCGCUUAGAACAACUGAAACUUGAGCAGUUUGGUUUAAUUUUAGCGACAUCUAUAUUACUUGAUUGCCAGAUUGCACUUUAGCUGGUGGCUGCUUUACUGUUUGGGGAAAAGGCCUCAGAAGAUCUUUUGCUAUAAUAUAUUAAAUGAUGCUUUCUACUAUCAAAUUGAGGUUUCUUAAUGAAGUAGUAGAAUGUCCGUAUGGUUCAUUUCUCAGCAUAUUCUGGAACCACAGCACACAAGCUGAACUAGGUAAAAAUAUUGAUGCAUACAUAUAGCAGUUAAGCAAAUUGGCCUGGGUGGUGCAUGUAAUUUAAUGUAGUGUGUUGCAAAAAUGAAGUGCCAGAUUAUAUGUAAAUGGACUCUUCAUGAAUUGCAUCUCGCAUUUCCCGAUUCCUGAAAGUACAACUAUCAUGUGAGAGUUAGUUUUACAUGAUGGUUGACAAACAGCAGGAGAUAAUCCCAACAGGAUUUCUUCAGUCCUCUUGUCAUGCAAAAUGUAUUGGUGACAUUUUCUAUACCAGUCGAUACCAUUUUGUGAUAGGGUGUGCUUUCUUUCUUGCUAUGUUUGUAGGUUUUGUAUCUGAAUGCAACAACAUCCAUAUCACACGCAUGCGAUUUACCGUGCACGUGGCAUCUUUGCCGCAUGAGUGUGAUGGGGUCAUUGUCAGCCUAUUUUUAUGUCCACUGCAGGAUGGAGGCCUGUCCCAGUGAUCUCGAAUUAUCCCUGUCUUGUGCUAGCUGAUUCCAACAUGCGCCUGCAAGAUUCUUAAUUUCAUCACCCCAUAUAGUCUUAUUAUGCCGUCCUCGACUGCGCUUCCCUUCUCCCGGCACCCAUUCUGUAACCCUAAUGGUCCACCAGUUAUCUAACCUAUGCAUUACAUGGCCUGCCAAGCUCCAUUUUUUUCUCUUAAUGCCAAUCGGAAUAUCGGCUAUCUCUGUUUGCUGUAUGACCUACACUGCUGUCUUUCCAUCUCUUAGAAUUAGGCCUAACAUAUUUUGUUCCGUUGCUUGCGCAUUCCUUAACUUGUUAUUGAGAGUCUUUGUUAACCUCCGUUCUGUCCCAUAUGUUAGCACCAGUAGAAUGCAAUGAUUGCUUUUCAACUACAGUGGUAAACUCCCAGUCAGGAUUUGGUAAUGCCUGUCAUGCGCUCCAACCCAUUUUUAUUCUUCUGUAAGUUUAAUUCUCAUGAUCAGGGUCCCCUAUGAGUUAUUGACCUAGAUAAACGUACUCCUGCACAGACUCUAGAGGCUGACUGGUGAUAAUGAAUUCUUGUUUCCUUGCCAGGCUAUUGAACCUUACCUUUGUCUUUUGCUUAUUAAUCUUCAACCCUACUUUUACACAUUUCUCAGUUAAGGUUAAGGAGUGUGAUAUGCAUGCGUAUAAGUAUGUCCACCUGUUUGUAAUAAUGAUUGCAACAAAGUCAUGAUGAACUAGACGUGAUAAGUGAAGCAAGAGCAGGGGCAAGGCAGUAUUUUAUUUCCAGUGACAAGGUUGUAAGCAUGUGGUAGAGAGCAUGUUUGGACCUCAGAAAACCCGUUUUCUUGCACCAUUAGGCGACACUGUCGUCUAAUGGUGUACACUCUAUCACAAAAACUGAAGGCCAGCGAAAUGUUUAUUGGCAGUGAUUGCGAGCUAACAUUUACCUUUUUGGAAAAUGAGGCACAUAGAGCAGCAAACAAGACAACUACGAGCUGUGUUAUGCAGUUUCAUCACUAGUAAUAGUCGCACCAUAAGUUGUAAUGUGCAGAGGGGUUGGUACUCAUUUGAAAGAUGGAAAACAUUUAGAAAUUUUUUCCUCGUGACCUCUGUAGUUGUACGGGAAUGCAAGUUUGUAUUAAUCGGAUUCAAUUUCAAGUUUUCAAUCCAUAUGGGAAAGUUUGCGUAACGUGCCAAUGUUCAGCUUGUUGCUUUGCUCUUUCAAGUAUAGUUACAUCAGAUCAGCAUGUCAUGCCACUUCUUGUGAACUUUGUAAAUUUCUGUUCAUUAAGGCUCCCCUUGGCUUGUCGUAUCACUAAGCUAUGCUUAAACACGCAUUUUUGAAAGUCGCGCAAGUCAGCUAAGGAUGAAGAAUUGGAGAUACACAUGGUGUCUCCUGUUCAUCAUACAUGCCUAGCUUGUGCUACUUUCAAGACUGCAUGGAUUAUGAGCUCACCCAAGUUGUCGAUUCAUACUUGUUCAGUUCAUGCAUGCAGAAUGUGCUUAUUUUUAUUAAUCUGCUGUAUAAGCCAUAAUGACAUGGAAUUCUUGGCUGACAUGUUGCAACAUGUGUAUCUGAAUAAUAGUGGGUAGAAUCUGCAUGUAUAUAUUUACAAUCUGAAUUUGCCAAAGCUGCUAGAAACUACUACCCAUAACAUAGGAAUUUUACCACUGCACUGCAACACAUUGUUAUAUUUCAGACUGCUUUUUUGUUGUUGUUCAUUCUACAUUUUACAACUGCUACACUGUGUCAUGUUCCUUCAUGCUAUGCCGGUUUCUCCUCCCGUGCACAUAUCAAGGUAUGGGUAGCUGUACUUGUUGCUCAUGGCUUUCCUUCAACAAGAAAAUGAGUUUUCCCUCCCUAUACAAGGUGUAAAGAUGUUUAUUUUAAUCAUGUUAUAAUGGGGCUUGUUAUUUUAGCCUAUACAAAUUUGAUUUUAAAGAGGCUGUGUCGGCAACAUGGGCUCCAUCUUUGCAGCAGUAGUGUAUGGCAGAGAGAAAUGCAGUAUUUGACUAACAAACUGAGAUGGAUGUAUUAACUACAACAAUUUUGAGGGCUAGUUAUCAUCAAGAUCUCUUGGUUGUUUUGCUGACAUGCAGGCCAGCAGCGAUUGGUCAUUUUGGUUAGGCUUAGGUGCACGUUAAAGAACCCGGGAUCAAUCCAGAGCCUCUCACUAUGGGCAUCCCUCAUAACCCGCUGUGUAGUUUUGGGAUUGUAAACUCCACAAUUAGAUUUGGUCUUUUUUGUUUUCCUUUCGCCAGCUAGCAAAUUAGUUGUCAUCAGUUUCAGGCCAUUGUGAUUGAGUAUUAUGUGCCAUGAUUCAGUUUAGCUGUUCCCUACUCCAUUAACACAGAAUAUGCAGUGUGUCUAGUUGAGUAAUUGAGUGAAUUGAAUUACAUAUUUGAGAAUUGAUGUCAGCAUGUGCCCAUCACAAUAUUUUGUGAAUUGACUCACUAAUUCUCUGCAAUUGCCUGAAAAGUAAUCUGCACUUAACAUCUGCACAGCCAAGUAAGCAAUCCACAAAGAUGGAAUUUAUGUAGUGGCUAUAGUUUUUUUAUGUAAUAAAAAUGAGUCCAUGUACUGACCAUGCAUGUAAAUAAAGUGUACAUGUGGUAAGUAACUAUUCACUGUAAAGAGAAUUUAACACUUCAUUAUUACAUGUUAAGACCAUUUUGUUUUUCUUUCUGUGGACUGGGUGCAUUUUGUGUUAUCAACAGCACGAAGCAGAGUAGUGUAUCUUGGCAUGGCCUUGGGCAUCACAUUGAAGUAUUGGCUAGUUUGGUUAGUAUCUCAGCAUGUGCUAUGAAACUGUCACUAAUAUCAGAGAUGUGGGCUGAUGUUUGAUGGAUUGAUUGAUUUUGUGCUCUCACUGCCUAACAUAUUUAUUGAAUCAUGAAAAGCAUGGACUCCGUCACUGUCUGUUUACAUUCUUUGUUAGCUUUGGUGUUCCAACAACUCUUCAUUGAAAUGCAGAAUUCUGUGAAUUAAGGUUAAGUUUGCACUCGUCUUCAUCUUCUCAUAUUGGAGCAAUAAAUUGGAAUAGCAAGUUGAAGAAAAAGUAAUUGCAUAUUAGUAUAAUGUAUACUGAAUGCAAUGUUCCAGAAAGUACUAACAUAUACAGAGCUUCCUCUUUGCACUAGAGCAGUAAGUUACUGCUCCAAAGCAUUCUUGCUGCAAACAGCAAAUUUUUCUGCUCCAAAAGCUGAUCCAAAAUACCAAGUGCCGCUUCCAUCACUGAGAAUGAAACAAAACAGUGAAUUUCUAACUAACCUUGGCAAAGGCAUCACAUAUCCAUGUCUGCACUUACAACCUGAAUUAAUAAUUAGGUGUUGCUUCAAUGCAUAUUGAUGUGUACUUGAAUUUUUGUCUUGUCAUUUUUUGUGCUGUUCUUACGAACUUUGGAAAGAUUUGUCUGGAUGCUAUUUUGUUGCAUUUGUGAGCCAUCUCUGCUGAUGCUGUUGACACACUUCGCUUUUUAAAAAUUUUUGUAUAUAUGGUUGUCACACCUGUGAUGAGCAAUUAAGCAGCCAUGUUUGCAACUGUGCUGAAUGAUGAUCGCAACAACACUUUUUUAGUGUAUAAAUGUUAUGAAUGCUCCUUUUUUGGCUCACAUGUAUUUGGAUAUUUUGCCACUGCGUCAUUUUCCACCUGCAAACAGGAUACUACUAGGACAAAACAGUAACAUGGUCUCCCUAUUUAUUGUUUCACUUGACCCUUGAGAAUAUUUUAAAGAAAAGAUCCUUAGGAGCUUAAAAAGUGCUUGUUGGUGCUGAAAAAAAAAAAAGUCGUGUCUGAAGUCAUUUCUUGGAGUUGCUGAAAGUUGUGAUUUACAUUGACUUCAAACAUUGCCCAUUAUGUGCAUAGAUUUUGUAAAUACAUGCAAGCCACAUUUGGCUAAUGCUGUUAUAUAUUGCCUGUUUUCAUCACAUUUGAAAGGAAAGUUACAUGAAUCAUUUCUUGUGCUACACUUGUUAAUAUUAAAUAAUGCAUGUCGCUGUAUAUAAAGUGAAGAGCUUAUGAACAAUGACAUUGCAAAGCAUAAUAAAAAACUAAUGACGCUUUCUUAUA
This is a messenger RNA of Dermacentor andersoni, 7623 nucleotides long. Its product is annotated as deoxynucleotidyltransferase terminal-interacting protein 1. Gene Ontology annotation, molecular function: DNA binding; nucleosome binding. Gene Ontology annotation, cellular component: nucleus. Lineage: Eukaryota; Metazoa; Arthropoda; Arachnida; Ixodida; Ixodidae. The record is from RefSeq and is a predicted model, not a curated record.